Morchella importuna is the source of this 1638-nucleotide messenger RNA. RefSeq lists its product as uncharacterized. Gene Ontology annotation, molecular function: myo-inositol:proton symporter activity. Bases 1 to 1638 code for a protein of 545 amino acids. Lineage: Eukaryota; Fungi; Ascomycota; Pezizomycetes; Pezizales; Morchellaceae. Gene Ontology annotation, biological process: transmembrane transport. The record is from RefSeq and is a predicted model, not a curated record. Gene Ontology annotation, cellular component: membrane. The transcript is spliced from 8 exons.
AUGAGCACAAACUUUGGUAUUGAAGACCAAGGCUCACGGUCUGGCUCGGCCUCGAAAAGCAAUGAGGCUUCGAUACGCGAGGAUGCUAGAUUGGACCCUACCAUUCGGGACGACGCGUCGGCGCAAGAGACUUCUGAGACACCAACGGUGUGGAUGUGGGUUUUGACGUUUGUCGCUGGUAUCAGUGGUCUACUUUUUGGAUACGACACCGGAGUCAUUUCCGGCGCCCUCGUAGUGAUCGGCAGUGACCUCGGCCCUGCUGAGCUCUCGAAUCAGCAGAAGGAGUUCAUCACCGCUGCAACCUCCCUCGGCGCACUCCUGGCGGGGAUUGUGGCCGGCGCGCUCGCAGAUCAGAUUGGUAGGAAAUGGGUUGUUGCAAUUGCGGAUGUGGUGUUUAUCAUCGGGGCGAUCAUGCAGGCGCUCUCUGGGAGUGUGUGGUUGAUGGUUGCUGGUCGAUUUGUUAUUGGUAUAGGUGUAGGAUUGGCAAGCUUGAUAGUUCCAUUGUAUCUUGCUGAGCUUUCACCGGCCAAUUACCGAGGACGAAUGAUCAUCAUCAAUGUCCUCUUUAUCACAUUUGGUCAGGUUGUUGCCUAUGCUAUCGGCGCAGGUCUUACACAUGUACAUGGCGGCUGGCGCAUCAUGGUAGGUAUCGGCGCUAUUCCGGCUGCUAUCCAGUUCGUCAUACUGUACUGGCUUCCUGAAAGCCCUCGUUACUUGAUCCGGAAAGGUAUUGAAGGCCGGGCAAAGACCAUCUUGUCACAGAUUUAUAAAGGCGCCUCCGAUAGAGAUUUGGAUGAGAAAGUUGCAUACAUCAAAGAAUUCACCGAGGAUAGAAGACCUGGAACAGCUUCGCAGAAGGCCUGGAGCGACUUCAAGAGUCUUUACACUGUGCCAUCCAAUUUGAGGGCGUUGAUUAUUGCGUGCGGACUGCAGGGAAUUCAGCAAUUCUCCGGUUUCAAUUCAUUGAUGUAUUUCUCCGCCACCAUCUUCAAGAGUGUCGGCUUCGAGAACCCUACAGCCGUCAGUCUCAUUGUUGCCGGUACAAACUUUGUCAUGACCUGCGUUACCUUCCUCGUCGUCGAUCGCAUAGGCCGCCGCCGGGUCCUCAUCGGCACCCUCUGGGGUUGUGCCGCCGGUCUCACAAUCUGCGCCAUCGCAUUCCACUACCUUCCCCGCAACGACGCCGGGGAUGUCGUUGGCGGCGGCAGCAACCGCUGGGCCAUUCUAAUCCUUGCCUCUCAGAUCAUCUACGUGAUGUUCUACGCUCUUGGUAUCGGCAACAUCGCAUGGGUCGGCCAGAGCGAAGUAUUCCCAUACAACGUGCGAGGAUACGGAACAGGGAUGGCAACCGCCACCAACUGGGGUGCGAAUCUUAUCUUGGGAUCGACGUUCUUGACUAUGAUGGACAAGAUGACUCCUAGUGGAGCAUUCGGGUUCUAUGCGAUCUUGUGCUUCCUGGGAUGGCUGUUUGUCAUCUUCCUGUACCCGGAUCUGAGUGGAUUUACGCUGGAGGAGGUGGCGGAGAUAUUAGGCGAGAGCUUUGGUAUCAAGGAGAGUCGGCGGAGGAGGAAGGAAUUGAGGAGGUUGGGACAGGAGGAGCUGAGGAGGAGAGAGGAGGCGUUGAGGGAGAAGGUUUGA